Molecule: messenger RNA, 1157 nt
Organism: Toxotes jaculatrix (banded archerfish)
Lineage: Eukaryota; Metazoa; Chordata; Actinopteri; Toxotidae
Gene: gnptg
Product: N-acetylglucosamine-1-phosphate transferase subunit gamma
Exons: 11
Coding region: 72-983 (303 amino acids)
Cellular component (GO): Golgi apparatus
Source: RefSeq, a predicted model, not a curated record
ACGAUCAACAAAGCAGGAAAUGUAUCUAGAAAACAGCCAUAUAUCACGUUUCAGUCAUUCAGAAAUUAACCAUGUACUGUUUGUGUAACGGAUUAUGGAGUUUUAUAAAGCUGUGGAUGGUCUGUGUGUCUAUUUUCAUAAACCAUGGAUUCGCUGGUAAAAUGAAGAUAGUUGAGGAGCCAAACACAUUUGGGUUGAACAAUCCUUUUCUGGCUCAGGGAAGCAGACUACAGCCCAGAGUGACCCCAUCUUCAGUGUCUGGCCCAGUCCAUCUUCAUCGGCUUGCUGGAAAGUGCUUCAGUCUCACAGAGUCAACGUAUAAAUAUGAAUUCUGUCCAUUUCACAAUGUCACCCAACAUGAGCAGUCAUUCAGGUGGAAUGCUUACAGUGGGAUACUGGGGAUCUGGCAGGAGUGGGAAAUAGCAAACAACACUUUCACAGGAAUGUGGAUGAGAGAUGGGGAUACUUGUGGAAACAGAAACAGAGAAACAAAGGUGAUUUUUGUCUGCAGUGCAAGUAGCAAGCUUGCACAGGUCUCAGAGCCCAGUACUUGUGUGUACUCACUAACCUUUGAGACCCCACUUGUUUGCCAUCCACAUUCUCUUUUAGUGUAUCCAACCCUGUCUGAGAAACUGCAAAGGGAAUGGGAUGAAGCUGAGCAGGCUCUGUAUGAAGGUCUUAUUACUGAGCAGGGAUACAAUAAUCUUUUGAAGGACAUUUUUGAAGAUGCUGGUCUCCUGAAGAGCCAAAAAGUGAAGGCCAAGGUUCCAGAGGUUGAAGCCAAUUCAGAAACACACAACUCUUUACAGAAAUGUACAGAGGACUUCCAAAAACAGAGAGAAGAGAUUGAGAGGCUGCGUGCUCUCCUUACUCAACACAAUAUUCCUUUUGAGUCAGAGCCAAAUGAAGCAAAAGGUACAGCAAGUGUGACAGUUAAGGAUCAACACCUAAGGGGAGACACCGGCCUCUUUGAUCUGCAGUGAAAAUCACUUGGAGCUUGUCACAGCCUCCGUUUAAAAGCACCUGGCUGGAUUUUGUUGGUCACGACAGAGACGCUCACCAAACAAUAUUCCUGUGCACUAAAAGUUCACUUGAACUAGUGACAAUGAAAAAAAAAGAACUGCAAGUUUUUUUUGUUUUUUUUUUCAAGAGAAGUU